GCGCAUCAAGCAUGACAAAGAGAACGAGGUAUCGAGACUGGAGAUGGCAGGUUCUGUGGUGGCAUCAUUUUUUCCUUUUGUGGAAUACAAUAGACGGACAGACUCGCUACACCAUCCCGGAAGAACUUAAGCAGGGCUCCGUGGUCGGACAUUUAGCCAAAGAUCUGGGUUUGGGAUUAUCGGAGAUUUUCGACCGUAAACUGCGCGUCGCCUCGGAGGCUGGUGAGCAGUAUUUCAGCGUGGACACGGGGAAGGGUGAGCUGGUGGUGAACGAGCGGAUAGACAGAGAGGCGUUGUGCGGACAAAGCCCCAACUGUGUUUUACCGCUUCAGGUUGUAGUAGAGAAUCCAUUACAGUUGCAUCGGAUAGAGGUGGAAAUAAGAGACAUCAAUGACAAUUCUCCGAGUUUUUUGACGAAAGAAAUAAUAUUAAAAAUUGCAGAAUCAACGGUGGUAGGGGUUCGUUUUCCACUGGAAAGCGCAGAGGACCCCGACGUCGGUAGUAAUACACUGAGAUCAUAUACACUCAGCAAAGACGAAUGUUUCAGUUUGAAAGUUAAAGAAAUUGAGGACGGUAAGAAAAUUCCAGAAUUGGUUUUGGAGAAGCCAUUGGAUCGAGAGAAAAAGGCUAUCCACAGAUUACAGUUAAUAGCAGUAGAUGGGGGCAAUCCAGUUAAAUCCGGAACGUCGCAAAUUACAGUUAUUGUUUUGGAUAACAAUGAUAACCUCCCUGUGUUUGAAAAAUCUUUAUAUAAAGUUUCCCUAAGUGAAAGCAACGUAAUUGGAACUGUCGUUUUAACGCCAAAAGCUACGGACGCAGACGAGGGGUUAAACGGAGAAGUGGUAUUCUCAUUUGGAGCGCGCACGCAGGACUCAGUGCUGUCCACCUUUGACAUUGAUUCCGUGACAGGAGAAAUCAGUCUGAGGCGGCAACUCGACUAUGAAAACGUGACUUCAUAUCGAAUAGACAUCGUAGCCAAAGAUAAAGGCAUUCCUGAAAUGGAAGGUCACUGUCGAGUACAAAUUGACGUGGGAGACGUUAAUGACAACGCGCCAGAAAUCACACUCACCUCGGAUCCACAGGCUGUGCGUGAGGACGCACCGAACGGCACAGUAGUGGCCUUGAUAAGUGUCCGAGACCGGGACUCGGGCGAUAACGGCCGAGUGACGUUAAACCUUCCGAAGGGUUCUCCUUUUACCCUGAAGCCCUCGUUUUCUAACAAUUACGCAAUGGUUACCAACGGCCUUUUAGACCGAGAGCGCUUCAUAGUAUAUAAUAUUGAAUUAACAGCCACAGAUUCAGGCUCCCCACCUCUAACUAACACGAAAAUUAUACCAGUCAGUAUCACCGACGUGAAUGACAAUGCUCCAGUAUUUACUCAAAAGUUGUAUAGUAUUUAUGUAAGUGAAAAUGGGAAACCAGGCUCUAUAUUGUUCUCUGUAUCAGCAACUGAUCUAGAUUAUGGGGGGAACGCCAAGCUGUCCUACUCCAUCCUGGACUCUAAAGUGCAGGACGUGUCUGUGUCCUCCUACGUCUACAUCAACUCGGAGAACGGCAGCAUCUACAGCAUGCACUCCUUUGACUAUGAGAAACUGAAGGUGUUUCAGAUUCAGGUGCAGGCAAAGGACCACGGUUCUCCGUCUCUGAGCAGCAACGCUACUGUUCAUGUUUUUAUUCUGGACCAGAACGAUAACGCCCCCUCUGUUAUCUACCCCUCCUCCGCUGUCCACGGCUCCCUCUCUCAGCAGAGGACGUCCCGCUCCUCCAAAGCAGGCCACUUGGUUACCAAGGUAACAGCUGUAGAUGCCGACUCGGGGCAUAACGCCUGGAUCUCCUAUAGACUGGCAGAGGCCACAGACGCCUCUCUGUUCGCUGUCAACCUUUACACAGGGGAGGUGAGGACUAAACGGGCUGUGUCUGAGCAGGACGACUCCUCUCAGAGACUGCUCAUAGAGAUUAAGGACGACGGGGAUCCGGUUCAGUCCACCACCGUCACCGUGUCCGUCCUGUUAGAGGACGGUCUCCACGAGCCCAUUCUGGACCUCAGACACAAAACGGACGAUUCUCACGAGAAAACGGGGAGAAUGGCUCUGUAUCUGAUCCUCUCCCUGGCCUCAGUGUCUGUGCUCUCUCUGGUGACUUUCCUCAUUCUAGCUGUUAAGUGUCUUAAGAGCAGCAGAAGCAGUGGUAGCUGCUGCAUGAGACGGAGCGACAGUGAGGACUACAAGAACCCCAACAGAAACCUCCAACUCCAGCUCAACACUGACGGGCCUAUUAAGUACGUGGAGGUCCUGGGAGGAGACAUGAUGUCUCAGAGUCAUUCCUUCAGGUCCUGUCUCUCGCCCACGUCAGAGUACAGUGACUUCACCUUCGUUAAACCCAGCAGCACCACAGACUUUAAAGACAUGAUCAACGUCUUAGACGCCUCUUUACCUGACAGCACCUGGACCUUUGAGAGCCAGCAGGUGAGAAGAGGCUAUCUCAGUCUAUGUGAAACAUAAUCUAUAUAUAAUCUAUAAUAUUGUGAAGAGUUUUGUGAUAGUUGUGAGUUUCGCUGUUUCUGAGUUCAUUAUAUCCUAAUGUUAGAUCUCAAUUAUAUCACAUUCAAAUGUGAUACAUUCAACUGAAUAACUUGUUUAUAUUCUUCGGUUCGAUAUGAUACAUAUCAUAUUACAUUUGAUGUAAGGUGCAUCUUAAUAAUAUUUCCGAGCAAGCAAAUCCUUAAAAAUGGUUAGUCGUUUUUUCCUCCACUGUUUGCAAGGUUUAGGCACUGUGCUAACAAAGCCCAGCAUUUCAGCACCCAGACU
This is a messenger RNA of Gadus chalcogrammus (walleye pollock), 2807 nucleotides long. Its product is annotated as protocadherin gamma-C5-like. The transcript has a single exon. Bases 12 to 2501 code for a protein of 829 amino acids. The record is from RefSeq and is a predicted model, not a curated record. Gene Ontology annotation, biological process: homophilic cell-cell adhesion. Gene Ontology annotation, cellular component: plasma membrane. Gene Ontology annotation, molecular function: calcium ion binding. Lineage: Eukaryota; Metazoa; Chordata; Actinopteri; Gadiformes; Gadidae.